Messenger RNA from Beta vulgaris subsp. vulgaris (sugar beet), 1598 nucleotides. RefSeq lists its product as hypothetical. The record is from RefSeq and is a predicted model, not a curated record. Bases 341 to 1219 code for a protein of 292 amino acids. Lineage: Eukaryota; Viridiplantae; Streptophyta; Magnoliopsida; Caryophyllales; Amaranthaceae. Gene Ontology annotation, cellular component: plasma membrane. The transcript has 2 exons.
UCACUCGUUUCUUUUUACUCGUUCCACAACAUUUCUUUUCUUUCUUUGUAUUUAAACUCAACGGCUUACUCAUUCUCUCUCUUCCCCCCUGCUUUAACGUUUAACUCUUCCCCACGUUUUAUACACUCAUUCUCUUUCUUCAGAAUUCAAGCCCGAUCAAAAUUCAAAGAACUAAAUAUUUGUAAAGAGAGGAAAAUUUAUUGAUUAAACUGGAAUAUAUUUUUGUAGGAUUUUUCUCCAAUAUUCGAGGCACAAUUCGACGUUUGACGUUUGAUUUUUAAUUGUAUAAUCAUCAAUCGUACUUCCAGGUAUUAGAUCCUCUGUGGCGAGUGGUAAAGAUAUGACUGAUCAACGAGUGUACCCAAGAGAAUCACCACCUGUAUCCGGCGAGCACUCAAAUUCAAAGUUAAUGGCAGACUCACCUUCACCACCAGUGUCAGGUCAACAUCAUCAUGGGAGAAACAUGAGUCAAGACUCGUUUGCCUCCUCAAAGAUGAGCUAUGCAGGCUAUGGUUACGCACCAAACCCUGGAACUUAUGUGGUGCAAGUGCCUAAGGACCAAAUAUACCGCGUCCCACCACCAGAAAAUGCCCACAAAUACAAGCUCUACACCAACAAGAAGGCUAGGCAAGGCGGGUGCAGAAGUUGCAUAUGCUACUUCUUGGCAGCAAUACUCAUCCUUGCAAUUCUACUUGCUGUUACUGGCGCUGUUUUGUACCUUGUCUACAAACCCAAGGCUCCUACUUACUCUAUUGAGAAUUUGCACGUUAGAGGGAUUAAUCUUACAUCAACUGCUACCUCCACUACCAUUUCUCCUGUUUUUAACGUAACUAUAAAAACAGAGAAUAACAACGGUAAAAUUGGGAUUUACUAUGAGCAAGGAAGCUUGAUUAAAAUUUACCAUGAUGGGUUAAAUCUUUGUGACGGUAAAUUGCCAGCGUUUUACCAGCCACCUAAGAGUUUAACGGUGUUUUCAACGGAGUUAAGUGGGGCCGGGAUUGUCUUGUCCAAGUCAGCACGUCAGAAGCUACUAACGGAGCAGAAAAAAGGAACGGUGCCGUUAGAUAUUAACGUUGAGGUUCCUGUUAAGAUCAGGAUUGGGUCCGUUAAGACUUGGACCAUUUCAAUUGAUGUUUCUUGUGAUGUAACGGUCAACGCAUUAACGGCAAAUGCCAAGGUUGUUUCUAAGAAUUGCAAAGUCAACGCCAAGCCUUGGUAAUUCGUGGGACCCAAAUGACAUGGAUUUUUUGCAGGCGUAAUUGGUGGUUGGUGGGACUCGAUUUAAUCGAACAGAAGUGGAUAAAUUAUGGGAUGAUUUUUUUCUGUUUAUCCUACCUUGUGUUAUUUUUAUAUUCUUAUAUUUUAUUUUUUUGGGGAAUUUUGUUGUUUAAUAUUUCAUGUUGAUAUUUGACAACUAAUGAAGUGCAUAACCGAGGGGGAUGUUUCCGAAGUAAAGGGGGAAACAAGGAAACGCCUCAAAAAGAUGGAGUAUAGUUAAUCCAAACUUGAGGGUCGUGAAUACAUUAUAUAUGUAUAAUUUAUGCAAUAAAUGAUGAAUGAUUAUUUAUCAUGAAAUAAGACUCAACGGUCCAUGUCUA